AUCAGCACGCACUCUGCCCCUCUCGUGCUCUUGCAAACCGAUUCUUGUUCUCUUCUUCGCGAUGCAAAGCCUCUUUGCAGGCAAAAACAAGAUCUAGAGAUGUUUCGGCCUUCGGCACACUGCCUACCCGAAGCUCGCCUUUCUACUUUCUUUGACCCCUCACAGCCUCGCGAUUCAUUCUCAGACGCCGAAAUCGAGGAUAUCAAACUUCUGCUUCUACGAUGUUCCCACUACAAUUAUGCUAGCACUACUCCCCGCACAUUUAUUGUUCUUUGCCAUAUUGGUGAACUCCAAGUUCUCCGUCAACUUCUUGCGGAAGAAUUUGAAGAUUCAUGGUUUCCGAUUGGCAAGCGCAGCUUACCGAGCUUCCUCGACCCACGGAUCAAGGCUGCCAUUGUGGAGCACCAGCACAUCAUCUUUACCAAAUCAAUCGAUCUAGAAAAGGGUAUCCAUUGCUAUCUAGAUGCAACCGAGGAACUACCUUUUACCCGCAUAGCAUACAUCGGCAGUGGCUCAUAUGGCCAAGUGUCUCGAAUCGAGAGCAAGGUUACAUGCAGACCUUACGCUUUGAAGACCAUUCGACGUCGUGCAGCAUACGGCACGAAAUCACGCCAUGUUAUGCGAGAAUUUAUCAGCGAGAUGAAGAUCAUGAAACGCUUACGACAUCAUCAUAUCGUUCAGUACGUCGGCAGCUACACGGACAAGAAAGAUCUCGGUCUAAUCAUGAGCCCUGUCGCAGACUGCGACCUUGCUGAAUAUCUCGGUAGAUACUGCGCACAACCUAAAGAGUAUCACACCCUUCGAACAUUCUACGGCUGCCUAGCUUCAGCUCUUGCGUACCUGCAUGACCAUCGCAUAAAGCAUAGGGAUAUCAAACCGCACAACAUUCUGGUUUACAAGGCGUCUGUUCUGCUCACAGACUUCGGACUUUCUCACGAGUCUCUGGACACCACGUCCGGAACAAAACCUGGAACUUCCCGAUACCAAUCACCAGAAGUGGCAGCUUUAGACAAACGCAAUGCAACAACUGACGUAUGGUCUCUUGGUUGUGUGUUCCUAGAAAUGCUGGCAGCACUCAAUGGCUGUAACGUCGACCAGUUGAAGAGCUAUUACGAGCGAGUAGGCACGCACUCGACGCAUUUUCACGCAAAUAUAUCUGCGACACAACAGUUGCUCUCGCACUGGCGCACUGUAAUGGAACCACGUUGCGCAAAGCCAAUUCUCUGGAUUGAGGCCAUGCUCGUCGCAGAGCGUAGUGCCAGGCCGACAGCGGCAUAUAUUGUAGCCGAAAUCACUGCAUCAGAGGAUGGCACACGAUUUAUGUAUAGCUGCAAUGCUUGUGGCGAUGAUUUCAGUGAUUCUGAGUCCAUGUCAGCGACAAAUGACAGGCCUGUCUUGGUAACGUCUCCAGCAACCAAGUCACGCCCACGACGCCCGACAAACACGUCGCCUCGUGGCACCGUGUCGAAAAAACCCGUCCCAGUGGCCGCUCAUGAUUCAGAAUAUAACAUCGAGCAUGUUGGAUUCUUGUGCGGCGGUGAGUCGUACACGUACUGUCACCCAGUCCCUGUCCUAUUUGGAAAGUGCAUCGAGCAUAUUCUGGCAGUCGAAAGCCGACAAUUCCAGGGAAGCCUGAUAUCUCAGCCGUACGCCGGGAGCAGAUAUAAGGAGCGUUGUGCUCAGCUCAAGCGAAAAUUCCACUCCUCUCCUGAUCAUGGCAAAAGCAUCGACCUUACAAGGUACACCGUAUUCGACUGUGUAUAUGUGCUCAUCGAUUACAUCGCCUCGAUACCCGAACUUCUAGGCCGGGAGCGGACCAAAACGAAACGCUACGGGCCAAGGUUGAGAUCAGAGAAAGAUUUCGCUGUGAUCCUUGCUACUCUACCAGGGCGCAAUUUCGAGCUGAUCCUUGUCACAAUAGCAUUUUUUGCUGCCUACGCUGAGCUUGGACGCGCACAUGCAAACCUUCAAUCGACUCCCGUUCUGAGCUAUCAUGGCUGGAUCCAAAGAUUGGCUAAGCUUCUUCACGCCAUUGUUGUCAGGCCUCUUGAAUUGGGCGAUAAAUUGAGCAUUCAGACGCUGAGACUGGUGCUGAAGACACCACUUAGAUUCAGGAGUAUUGCAAUGGCGGAGAGAUCAAAGCGAGCGCAGACUCGUGAUCAAAUCCCCUCUCAGCCUCUAUUUCGCAAGCAGGUUGGAGCACCUGCUGCAUACGAGUCUGGUCAGGAUAAGUCAGGAAGUCAGUCAUGGUCAAGGUGCGCAACGGAAGGUGAAGAAUCCGAGCAGAACAGCGACAAAGAAGCAUGGUCAAGUGAGGAUAUCACAAUUGAUGACUACGACAGCGAACAAUUUGAUGCGAUAGAUCUUGAACAGGUGCCUUCCGAAGUAUAUUCCCGCCAUACCGAGCAUUUGGUCCGUACACAAAAGGCCAUUGACCAGGUAUCGAACAGUCAGAGCUCCCGAGAAAACCCAAGCACCCCCCCUAGUUACUCAAGACGGCAUGAGAGUCGGCUGGUACAGAGACGAGGCACGACGGUAGAGACAUUGACUGUGACAGCAGCAAAGAAGCGGUUUCAAUCCCUAAAGCAGGUGCCUAUGAGGUUACAGGAGGCACCAAAAACGGACGAACCGUUCAAACCGGAGCUCUGGGGUCUGUCUGUCAGUGAAGCUGUCAAUAUCGCUGGACAUAAUAUCGACCGUAUGCCCUUCACGAUCUACGGAACAGAAGUAACUUUCUCCGGACGGGUUCCGAUCGUAGUAGCUAAAUGCAUCAAGAAGGUUCUGAGUUGUAAAAAUGAUGCAGACCACAGCGACGUAUUGUCUUCGAUCAGGCCUCUACCAAAGUGACCCCGAGCAUUUUGCACAGCUGAAGGAGGCUUUUGGUGCACCGGGUUCGUACGGCAUUGGAAUUGACUGGG
Molecule: messenger RNA, 2918 nt
Organism: Boeremia exigua
Lineage: Eukaryota; Fungi; Ascomycota; Dothideomycetes; Pleosporales; Didymellaceae
Exons: 3
Coding region: 100-2847 (915 amino acids)
Biological process (GO): protein phosphorylation
Molecular function (GO): protein kinase activity; ATP binding
Source: RefSeq, a predicted model, not a curated record